Messenger RNA from Achroia grisella, 1371 nucleotides. Its product is annotated as xylose isomerase-like. Lineage: Eukaryota; Metazoa; Arthropoda; Insecta; Lepidoptera; Pyralidae. Gene Ontology annotation, biological process: carbohydrate metabolic process. Gene Ontology annotation, molecular function: xylose isomerase activity. The transcript is spliced from 8 exons. Bases 1 to 1371 code for a protein of 456 amino acids. The record is from RefSeq and is a predicted model, not a curated record.
AUGUCUACGGGGUACAACCAACCUGGGGCGAAGAGGCAGAAGCGAGAAGGGAGGGCUGACAAUGAUUAUUUUCAAGGCAUAGACAAAAUGGAGUACAACAAUAUGGCAUCGUUAUCGGACACAAGUGCCUACCGCUACUACAACAGCUCUGAGCGGGUGCACUCCAGGCCAAUGGAGGACUGGGUGAAAUACAGUGUCUCCCUCACCGAGUUCCGGAGUAAUGGUCAUAACAAUUACGGUAAGCCACACCAUGCUUGGGAUGACGGUUCGCACUCCAUCGACAACUACAAGCGUUGUAUUAAAGCGUUCUUCGAUUUUUGCAAUAAACUCGGUGUAAAAUACUGGACAGCUUUCGAUACCGAUCUAAUCCCAAUGACAGACAGCUGGGAGGAGAACCGAGUGUUAUGGGACGAUAUUUUGGAGUACGUGCAGGAUUUGAUCCAACGAUAUCACGUUAAAUUGCUGUGGUUAGCGCCAGAUUUACAUUCGCAUACAAGAUAUAUUUCUGGCGCCUUCACGAGUAACGAUGCCACUACCUUCACCCAAGCUGCGACACAGAUUAAAAAAUGCCUUGAAGUAUCACAACGUUUAAACGCUGAAUGUUUCCUUCUGUGGCCCUAUAGAGAAGGCUACGAUGUCAUAUUUCAAUCCGAUGUCGCCAGAGAAAUUAAAUUGUUUGCCAAACUAUUGAAAAUUACAGCCGAAUAUAAGGAUAGAUUGAACUACAGAUGUCAAUUGUUACUAAUGCCGUAUUAUAACUGCCAUUUAGGUAGAAAUAACGGUUGGUUAUGGCAACACCGAAAUCGGCGGGAAAAUGAACUGGUAAAUAUGUACAUGUGGGACGUGACAAGUUGUUUGUACUUACUCAAGAGUUACAAUUUGGAUCGCUUUUACAAAGUCUGCACAAUGCCUGGACAUCAUAUGUGUAUGGCAAAUGUAUACAACAUGCUGGGCGGCGUGGUAAUAACAAAUGAUAUAGACCAGUACGACAGCAAAACCUUUACGCUCAUGAUGAAAUGUGUGAUCGAUCAGGGCAUUCCACCGGGAGGUGUGAAUUUGCAGUUACGAGCGCGGGAAUGCUCGCCGCGAGAAAUGCUCGCCUCGCAUGCAAAAUACGUAGAUGCGUUAGCUAAGGCGUUACGCCUUGCCUCCGCUCUGGCCUCGGAGCAGACGUUCUCUAAACACUUGCAGCAACGUUACUCGUCGUUUGGCAGCGGGUUCGGUUCCCGGCUGGUCACCAGCGACGUCACAAUGGAGGAGUGCGAGGACUAUUACAAGAGGAACCAUCAAAACCAGCAAAAUGAUUCAACAAAAUCGGAACAGCUGGAUGUGAUGUUCCAAAGAUUUCUGGAUACUUGUGACCGCAUCUGA